AUGCAUUGGUACGGAGGAAGCAUCGCGGAGGCUGUUACAUUAUCUAAACAAAGAAAUGCAAUUUUUGUCGUAUUUGUUGAAGGUGACAAUGAGCAGUCUGCAGAAAUGUCUGCAACAAUUGAUGAUAGUGCAGUGGUUAAAAGGUUGUCAGAUCCUCAAAAUUUCCUUGCAAUCAAAUUAAAGAGUGGAUCAAUUAAUUAUACACAUUUUGCACAAAUCUAUCAAUUUGUUCCUGUUCCAUCUCUCUUUUUUAUAAGUAGGAAUGGAACACCACUGGAAGUUGUCUGUGCAGGAGUUGAGGCACAAAACCUGGCGACAAGGAUAGAUAGGAUAUUAGAAGAACACAAUAAAGAGAAACAACGGACUGUACAACCAUCCACAUCCAGCCAGAGUUUGAAAGAGCAAACGGUCAAUCUUCUGCAAGCUGAAGCUGCUGUUAGCAAUAAGGAAGCUGCAGCAACACCAUCAGUAGAUAAAAAGCCUCCCGCUGAUGUUGAAACAGAAACAUCAUCGGAGCCAGUGGCUAAAGUAGCUAAGACAGACUACCACGAAGUCACGCGUACUGGACAAGAAUAUGAAGUUGUAUGCGAUGGUGACAUAUGCGUGAGGAAACCGAAGGCAAAACCCGAAGAGCCCGGACCGAGUUCUAAAGUGACUCCUACAGCCGAAUCAAAGGACACUCCUGCAUCGUCACAGGCUAGUGCGGUUAGUCCGGAUGAGAAGGUAGAACGAGCCAAAGAACUUAUUGAUGCGUUAAGAAGAGAAAAGACUGAGAAGGAGAAAGAGUUGGAAAAGCAAAAGGAAUUGGAACGUCGUGCUAUUGGUCAAGGCGUGGCAGAAUUAAAAAGAUGGCAGGCCGACCAGGAGUUGAAACAAAUUCAGGAGGAACGGAAACGUGAGAAAAUGGAAAACAAUCUCGCUCGGCAACGUAUCCUGGAGCAAAUAGCGCAGGACCGCGCAGAGCGUCGUGCCCGCGACCAGCCGCCAGCGGCGCCGGCCCCUCCAGCGUCACAGCCCGCGCCCCCACCACCACCACCUACAGUUGGAGAUGGUGGGUCGCGCGCCCGCGUUCAAUUCAAAAUGGCUGACGGUAGCGCGCAUACAGCGCAUUUUGAUGUCGACGCAACUUUGCAAGAGUUGCGGCGCUAUGUUGCGGAUAAUUUACAAUUACGGCUAGGCGAGUUUUCGCUGUGGACAGCGUUUCCUCGUCAGGAACUGACGGAGAGCGAGUCGACGCUGCGACAGUUGCGACUGGCGCCAUCUGCCGCGCUGCUCGUGCUCCCUCGACGCACGCCCACUGUAGUAGCUUCACCUUCCACAUUCUCUACGAUCUUUACAUUCUUGACGCAACUGUUCACGUCGCUGAUCCUUGAACCGUCGCAGCAAGUGUACGCGUGGCUGCGCGCGCGCCUGUUCCCGGGUUCGCCCCCCUCCCCCUCACCUGCAUCCCCCUCUCCAUCUCCUUCCCCCCCGCCGGCGCCCCAGCAGCCCGGGUUCCGCCGCCGGGGAAACAUACAUCGUCUCGCCGGCGACACGAACAGCGACGACGAAAACAACACGUGGAACGGUAAUUCAACCCAGCAGAUGUAG
This is a messenger RNA of Parnassius apollo (apollo), 1590 nucleotides long. The record is from the annotation of a GenBank genome assembly. NCBI's taxonomy places the organism in Eukaryota, Metazoa, Arthropoda, Insecta, Lepidoptera, Papilionidae.